Messenger RNA from Dioscorea cayenensis subsp. rotundata (Guinea yam), 2185 nucleotides. Its product is annotated as probable methyltransferase PMT2. The transcript is spliced from 7 exons. The record is from RefSeq and is a predicted model, not a curated record. Gene Ontology annotation, molecular function: methyltransferase activity. Lineage: Eukaryota; Viridiplantae; Streptophyta; Magnoliopsida; Dioscoreales; Dioscoreaceae. Bases 105 to 1952 code for a protein of 615 amino acids. Gene Ontology annotation, cellular component: trans-Golgi network; endosome; cytoplasm.
CUGCGAGUGAACUCACUGAAGCCCGAGCUCCAGCUCUCACACAACCCACGAAGGGCCUCCCGAAACCCUAAGGAGAUCCUCUUCUCUUCUCCUGACUGUGAGCAAUGAGGUCGCAGAAGGGUUUGGGCAGCGGUAGGGCUCGAAGCCCAAUGUCGAUAAUCAUAGUUAUAGCUUUGUGUUGUUUCUUCUACGCAUUGGGUGCUUGGCAGAGGAGUAAUUUUGGGAAGGGUGAUAGCAUAGCUAUGAGAAUAACAAGAGGAGCAGAUUGUAGUGUCUUACCCACACUGAAUUUUGAAACUCAUCACAGAUUUGGGGAAGGAUUCAAAAAUCAUGAUUCGGGAGUUAAAUUGUUUAAGCCUUGUGAUGCUCGGUACAUAGAUUAUACUCCUUGCCAAGAUCAAAACCGGGCCAUGACCUUUCCUCGAGAAAACAUGAUUUAUAGAGAAAGACAUUGUCCUCCUGAGAAAGAGAAGUUGCACUGUCUUAUACCAGCUCCCAAGGGUUAUACGGCUCCUUUCCCCUGGCCCAAAAGCCGGGAUUAUGUUCACUAUGCAAAUGUUCCGUAUAAGAGCUUGACAGUUGAGAAAGCUGUUCAAAACUGGGUUCAAUAUGAGGGUGAUGUGUUUAAAUUUCCAGGAGGUGGAACGAUGUUUCCUCAGGGUGCAGAUGCUUAUAUUGAAGAACUUGCAUCAGUUAUUCCCAUUGCAGAUGGGACUGUUAGAACUGCACUUGAUACUGGCUGUGGGGUUGCAAGCUGGGGUGCUUACUUAUUAAAGCGCAAUGUUUUGUCCAUGUCCUUUGCUCCAAGGGACUCACAUGAAGCUCAAGUGCAGUUUGCUUUAGAAAGAGGUGUUCCUGCGGUUAUUGGAGUUCUUGGGACCAUUAAGCUUCCAUAUCCAUCAAGAGCUUUUGAUAUGGCUCAAUGUUCCCGUUGUUUGAUCCCAUGGACUUCAAAUGGUGGGCUGUACAUGAUGGAAGUAGAUCGAGUUCUUAGACCAGGUGGAUACUGGAUACUCUCUGGUCCUCCUAUUAAUUGGAAGACAUACUAUCAGACAUGGAAACGAUCAAAGGAUGAUCUUCAGAAGGAACAAAGAAAAAUAGAGGAAUUGGCUGAACUGCUUUGCUGGGAAAAGAAGUAUGAGAAAGGCGAUCUUGCUAUUUGGAGGAAAAGGAUUAAUACAAAUUCAUGUCAAAGUAGAAAAAAUGACCUUUCUGUUAAGAUAUGCAAAGGUGCAGAUGCUGAUAACAUCUGGUAUAAGAAAAUGCAAUUGUGUGUAACUCCAUACCCAGUGGUCAAAAGCUCAGAUGAAGUAGCCGGAGGGAAGUUGAAAAAGUUUCCAGAUAGACUUUUUGCUGUCCCUCCGAGAGUGUCUGGUGGUUCCCUUCCUGGUGUUACAGCUGAAACUUAUCAGGAGGACAACAAAUUGUGGAAGAAGCAUGUCAAUGCAUAUAAAAAGAUGAACAAAUUAAUCAGCUCAGGAAGGUACAGGAAUAUAAUGGACAUGAAUGCAGGUUUUGGAGGUUUUGCAGCUGCACUUGAAUCACCCAAGUUAUGGGUAAUGAAUGUUGUUCCUACCAUCGCAAAGAAAAAUACUUUGGGUGUAAUAUAUGAGCGAGGGCUGAUCGGUAUAUAUCAUGACUGGUGUGAAGCCUUCUCUACAUACCCGAGGACAUAUGAUCUAAUCCAUGCAAGUAGUCUCUUCAGCUUAUAUCAAAAUAAAUGUAAGAUUGAAGACAUACUUUUGGAGAUGGACCGAAUUUUACGACCAGAGGGGUCGGUGAUACUUCGUGAUGAUGUUGAUGUUGUGAACAAGGUCAAGAAGAUUGUUAGUGGUAUGCGGUGGGACGCUCGAAUGCUGGAUCAUGAAGAUGGCCCUCUUGUUCCUGAAAAAAUACUAAUCGCCGUCAAACGGUAUUGGGUUGUUGGUGGAAAUACUUCUGCAGUCCAGUGAUUAAUUAUUGGAGAACAAACACAGAAAUGAGUAAAGGAUUUUAGCUCAUCGUUUUUCUGAUUGCCAGAGUUCAAAACAAUUGGAGCAAUGGAAAGUUAUUCAGGUUAUAUUAAUCAAAAUUUACGGAAAUCCUUCUCUACUUGUACUUUGUUUUUAUGUUGAUUAUUAAAUGUAUUCCAAACACAAAUUUCUAAUGAAAUGCCUACAAUCAGGCUGCUUAGUGUUGAAUGUAA